AUGGCUUGGGAAAACUGGACUACGGUGACAGAAUUUGUUUUCAAGGGGUUCACAGAUUGCCUCGACUUCCAGGUUACACUCUUUGUGUUUUUCCUGUUCAUCUAUGUCACCACCAUGAUAGGAAACCUUAGCAUCAUUGCUGCAGUCUGGCUCGAUUCCCAGCUUCAAAGCCCCAUGUACUUCUUCCUCGGCCACUUGUCCUUCUUGGAUCUGUGCUACUCCUCCGUGGUGACACCCAAAAUGCUGCUGAACCUCUUGUCUGAGAGGAAGACUAUUUCUUUUGUUGGCUGCUUCCUGCAGCUCUAUUUCUAUGCUGCUUUUGCAAUCACAGAGUGCUACCUCCUGGCUGGGAUGGCAUAUGACCGCUAUGUUGCCAUCUGCAACCCCUUGCGUUACCCCAUCCUCAUGUCCAAGAAGGUCUGUGUUUCCCUCUUAGCUGGGUCCUAUGCAGUUGGGCUUUUUAAUUCAGCCGUCUUCACAGGCUUUGCAUUGAGGCUGUCCUUCUGUGGCCCCAAUGUCAUUGACCACUUCUUCUGCGAUGGGCCACCACUCUCAAAGUUGGCGUGCUCUGAUACUUCUCUCAGCCAAGUGUUGCUAUUUGCUUUUGGGGGCUUCAAUGAGGUCACCACAAUAGCAGUCAUCCUCAUCUCCUAUGGCCACAUCCUCUUCACCGUCCUGAAGACAGGCUCUGUACUGGGCAAAGCUUUUGGUACCUGUGCAUCCCACCUAGUGGUUGUAACCAUCUUCUAUGGGACCCUUAUCUUUAUGUACCUACGGCCCAGUUCCAGCUACAACCUGGGUAGGGACAAAAUAGUUUCUGUCUUUUACACCAUGGUGACCCCAAUGUUGAACCCUUUCAUCUACAGCCUGAGGAACAAGGAGGUAAAGAGUGCUCUGAAGAGAACAAUGGGGAGAAUGAUGAUUUCCCUGCCAGAGUGGUAAAUGGUUUGACACUUGGGCAGUAAUGGGAAUGGGGUUGGUGUUUUAGAGUCUUUUUGAGGUUGGAGAGAAGCUGUGAUAAUACUUCUAUAUAUUAUUGUCCAUUUCGUAGACCAG
Molecule: messenger RNA, 1056 nt
Organism: Neopsephotus bourkii (Bourke's parrot)
Lineage: Eukaryota; Metazoa; Chordata; Aves; Psittaciformes; Psittacidae
Product: olfactory receptor 5F1-like
Exons: 1
Coding region: 1-942 (313 amino acids)
Biological process (GO): G protein-coupled receptor signaling pathway; sensory perception of smell
Cellular component (GO): membrane
Molecular function (GO): odorant binding; olfactory receptor activity; G protein-coupled receptor activity
Source: RefSeq, a predicted model, not a curated record